Messenger RNA from Cyphellophora europaea CBS 101466, 615 nucleotides. RefSeq lists its product as uncharacterized. The coding region runs from base 1 to 615 and encodes 204 amino acids. The record is from RefSeq and is a predicted model, not a curated record. Lineage: Eukaryota; Fungi; Ascomycota; Eurotiomycetes; Chaetothyriales; Cyphellophoraceae. The transcript is spliced from 2 exons.
AUGGAUACCCCUGUCGAGCAAUUGAGCAAACUAGUCGGUCAUUUGGAUCCUCUGAUUUCUGGUCUCAACACUCCAGCAAUAACUAAGGAUGAGCUUCCCAUACUGAACAGCCUGGCUUUAAGACUCGGAAAUGCAGCCCUGACUCUUCAGAAGACAACAGGCUACUUUACGCCGUUCCGCGAAGAUCCAGCACAGACUAGAAGUUCGGCGCUUAUGAACGAAGCCCAGAGAACUAUCGCGAACCUUGUUGACAGUGGGACGCUGGAGAAUCCAUCUGCUUUUAGAAGGAGUAUCCUCUUGAUAUUUCAAGGCCCCAAGUCUGACAACUUCAACUCGAAAGACGUUAAGUCCAGGAAAGCUAUUACGGAACGCAGGUGCGCCGAAAUACGGAAGCUCAGUCCCGAUGGGAUAGUUGCAUGGGCUGUUGCAUUCAACACGUCCUCUUGGAUCGGAGGUACCAUGGGACAGAACAUAUUCGACUACCUCAUCGACGAUAUCGAGCCAAAUAAUGCACUGCCCUGGCCGAGUCAGAUCUCCGAGACUUUGGGAAAGCUCCAAAGCCACGAAGACUUGCAGAAAUCCGUCGAAUAUGGCCAAUUCCUCAACUCCAUUUAG